AUGUUCGUGUCCCAUGAAUGGCUGAGUGCAGUCCAUCCGGACCCCAAAGGGGAGCAGCUGCGGGUUCUGCAGGAUGCGUUGCGGAACCUUCUGUCUGGAAGCAGCCGGAUCCGGACCUCACCGAUAACGGAGUUCUGUUUCGGCCGGGUGAGAACUCCAACACCUGGAGAGCUGCGCGAAAAAUCGCUGUAUGUGUGGUACGACUAUCUCAGCUGUCCACAAGGCUCAGACGCAGAAGCAGUUUCGGGCCGGCAGAGGGCGAUUGACACGAUUGUUGCCUAUGUUGCACGGUGUCAGUACUUCGUCGUCCUCUGCCCGGCUCUUGCCCACCAUGAUCGUAACCAGAUCAUUGAUACGGAAAGCCUAAACCGACGAGCGUGGUGCCGCGCUGAGAGGCUUGCUCGAGAGCUGGGAGAACGUGGGGAUGGUCAAACCGUGGUGAUCGAGAGUGCCGGGCAUCAGAGCCUUGUGAUUCCCGCGAGGCUGCAUCUGGAUGCCCCCGGUGCAGGGGAGCUCACAUUUGAGCAGGAUCGCCCUCGCAUCAGACGCCUGGUGCUGCAAAUGGUCUGGAAGAAGUUGUUAUAUUUCCUUGAGCGAGGUGAUCUUCAUAGCUAUCGCUUCCUCUUGAACAAGCAAUAUGCAUGUUGCCUUCUGGGCCUGGACGCCAAGUCGCUUGAAGGUUUGAUUCCAGACUUUCGGCCACAGAGUGAUCCAUUCCUGAGCCCAGGAAGCCUUGCCGUAGAGCGGUUUUUGCACGAAAACGGUUUCUGCACAGUCCAAGACCGUGAUACUGCGGGGUGGACGCCGCUGUGCUAUGCUGUCGUAUCCGGCGAUGCAUCCUUGGUGGCAGCCCUGAUAGACAACGGUGCAAACAGCAAUGACUACAUCACCAGAAGCAAGGAGGAGAUAGUGUUUCCGAAGAAAAUGUCCGUGUUGUCCAUAGCCGCCCACUUUCGUAGUAACGAGACAAUCAAGGUGCUCCUGGCUAGAAGAGCUUGCGUGAACGUACGCGACAGCUUCAAGACGACUGCGUUGCACUGGGCUUGUACAUCAGAUAACUGUGAGGCUGUCCGACUCCUCUCUGUCGCAAACGGUGACCUGCAACAGCAGGAUGGCCUAGGUUUUGACACCUUCGUAACAGCCUGUGCCAAUGGUUCUUGCCAAACUCUCACCAAGCUCCUCACUGAGUCGCAUGACAUUAGCCUUCGCAACUGCCUCCACUGGGCGCUGUUGAUCGCUGGUGGGUCGAGGGAUGCUGUCUCUCUUCUCAUAUCAGCUGAUGCAGAUGUGAACGAGACGUUGGAUCUCACAUCAUCGAGGGUCAUGAAGCUGGCCCUGACCGUGUACGGCUUCCGACAUAGGAUCAGCCCUUCGAGACUCACGACGCUGGCUUACCACCACGGCGGAUCCACACCGCUGAUGCUCAGCAUCCUGAACGGUUACUUUGGAGCUACGCUCCUGCUGCUGGAGGCCAGGGCGCAGGUGGACAUGAGGAAUAGCCGAGGGCGGACAGCGCUCCAGUUGGCCCAGGAGGUGCAAGCUCCACCCCCAGUGAUGGAGGCUUUGGAAGCCAAGUCUCAAGCAAGAAGAGACGAGGAUGAAACGGCUUCAACCUUCUCCAUUUGA
Messenger RNA from Symbiodinium sp. CCMP2592, 1626 nucleotides. NCBI's taxonomy places the organism in Eukaryota, Dinophyceae, Suessiales, Symbiodiniaceae. The record is from the annotation of a GenBank genome assembly.